Messenger RNA from Cynara cardunculus var. scolymus (artichoke), 1497 nucleotides. RefSeq names its product endoplasmic reticulum-Golgi intermediate compartment protein 3-like. The coding region runs from base 148 to 1308 and encodes 386 amino acids. The transcript has 14 exons. The record is from RefSeq and is a predicted model, not a curated record. Gene Ontology annotation, cellular component: COPII-coated ER to Golgi transport vesicle; endoplasmic reticulum. Lineage: Eukaryota; Viridiplantae; Streptophyta; Magnoliopsida; Asterales; Asteraceae.
AAAUUUUCAAAUCAGAAUCGAAGGAUUCAAUUUACAAAAGAGUAUAUUUUUGUAAUCUGUAAGAUUAGUGAAUUGAAUUCAAAUAAUAAGUGAAAAACUUGUACUGGAGACCGACCGACAGCUGGAUUUUUCUAUAGAUUUCAGAAUAUGGAAAAUAUAAUGAACAAGAUGCGGAAUUUGGAUGCAUAUCCUAAGGUCAAUGAGGAUUUCUACAGUAGAACGAUCUCCGGGGGUGUCAUCACCCUUGUAUCUUCCAUCUUCAUGCUUAUGCUCUUCUUCUCCGAGCUCAGAUUAUAUCUUCAUUCUGUAACUGAAACAAAGCUAAUAGUAGAUACCUCGAGAGGAGAACGACUACGAAUCAAUUUCGACAUCAUUUUUCCAGCACUUCCAUGUUCAAUACUCAGUCUUGAUGCUAUGGAUAUCAGUGGGGAGCAACAUCUUGAUAUUAAACAUGAUAUUUAUAAAAAGCGAAUGGACUUUAAUGGUAAUGUCAUAGAAUCAAGACGAGAUCGUAUUGGAGCUCCCAAGCUUGAUACGCCUUUGCAAAGACAUGGUGGCAAGCUUGAACACAACGAGACAUACUGUGGUUCAUGUUAUGGUGCAGAAGCGUCAGACGAGGAAUGUUGCAACUCCUGUGAAGAUGUUCGGGAAGCAUAUAAGAAGAAAGGUUGGUCAAUGUCAGAUCCAGAUUCGAUAGAUCAGUGCAAAAGGGAAGGAUUUCUACAAAGGAUUAAAGAUGAAGAAGGUGAAGGAUGUAAUAUAUAUGGAUUCUUGGAUGUUAAUAAGGUGGCUGGAAAUUUUCAUUUUGCACCAGGGAAAAGCUUUCAACAAGCAAAUAUGCAUGUUCAUGAUCUGCUUGCUUUUCAGAAAGAGAGUUUUAAUGUAAGUCAUAGAAUUAACAGGUUAGCAUAUGGAGACUAUUUUCCGGGUGUGGUGAAUCCCCUUGACGGUGUACGAUGGACACAGCAAACCCCAAGUGGGAUGUAUCAGUAUUUUCUCAAGGUUGUACCAACCGUUUAUACUGAUGUUAGCGAACACAGAAUUCAAUCAAACCAGUUCUCAGUAACCGAACAUUUCAAAGGUGCAGAAGUUGGCCGGCUUCAGACCCUUCCUGGAGUUUUCUUCUUUUAUGAACUUUCACCUAUCAAGGUUACUUUCAGAGAGGAGCAUGUUUCAUUUUUUCACUUUCUGACUAAUGUCUGCGCUAUUGUUGGAGGUGUUUUCACGGUUUCAGGAAUACUAGAUUCGUUUAUAUAUCAUGGUCAAAAAGCUAUCAGGAAGAAGAUGGAGAUUGGAAAGCUCAACUGAAGAAACAGCAUUCCUGUGAAACAUCCCAAUUUCAGUGGCCUCUUGUCUUUCAAUUUUUCCAUCACCAGUUUUUUAUUUGUUUAUUGUAUUUACAUAUCGUUACAAAUGUCAUGGGAAGGGAACAAAGUCUGUUAUAAUUAAUGGCUUCUUAUAUAUAUUAUACCAAAACUUGAGGGUGUUUUUGGUGCA